CUAAACAUAGCCCAUUGUGUGGGCGAGAAUAAAAACAACGACUGCGGAGGGGGGCAAAGGCAACUCUCGCUCUGCUCUGCUCGACAACGACGACGACGACGACCACGACGGCCACGACGGCGCGACGGCUCCACUCGACAUUGUACACUUCAUCAUCGCACCACCAACAACAACACCAUGCCUCGCUGUUGUCGUCGUUGAAAAUACUCACCACUCUAGACGCACGCGAUGGUAGCCUUCGCACUGCACGAAACACCGCCAGAGACGCCGUCGGCCCCAACCUCCCCCACGACGCCGACGUCGUCCUCGCCGCCGUUCCUCGCUGCUCCCACCGCCCCCGGCGCGGCGAGCGCGCCCUCCCGCCCGACCAGCAUAACCCCAACCACAGCCUCCUCCUCAACACCACCCCCGCCCCUCCCCGUCCCGCCAAUAGAGCCAUCAUCGCGGCGGCACGCUGCACCGCGGCAUGACGACCACCACCACAGCGCGCCAAGCCACCUGCCGUACCUUCUCGGGCACUCACGCGCACCGAGUCACUCGGCCCCGUCGACUUCCCACUCCGGCUCGUCGAGCGGUGCAGGCGGCCCCAAACGCUCAAUGUGGUCGCGCUUCGUCUCGCGCCUCAACCGCGCAGCGGACGAGGGCUCGAUCGCACAGCUCGUCCAGCUAGGCUACGGGCGGCACGAGGCCGCGCGCGCCCUGUCGGACGCGGCAGGCGACCCGCGCCGCGCGCGCGACCUGCUCGCGCACGAGCGCCACCGGCUCGUGCUGGCCCACCACGAGCGCGAUGCCCGCAGAGUGUACCCCGAGUGCUCGCUGUGCCGGGACGACGACCGCCGCCGGCGCAGCGCCGAGCGCGCGGCGCGGGCCAGUGCCGACGCCGACGUGUCGUAGCGGCUCGCGGGGCGCGUGGGGCUUGCGUCGUCGUCGGCCGUCGUGGUGGCGACCACACCGACGCCAAAGACGAGAACGCCGACGCCAAAGCCUGCCCGCCCCGCUGCACUCCAUGAGGCAUGACGCCGUGUCUAGCGGCGCCACCGCAGCUAUCACAUUAUCGCGGCUCUCUACCCCUCUACGCCCGCUGCCCGACGUCACCGGCUGCGCUUUCGCGCGCUCGCUCGCUCGCACGACCUGCAUUCCGCACCUGUUUGGGCGGAUGCCCACCACCCACCCCCUCAAGCCCAGGUACUGGCCCUUGAACGAGCGAGCGGGCAAAGCGACGCAGCCGACUCGACACCCAUUGGCGGAUGAGAAAACUGCCACUAUUAAUAGACCCCGCGUGGCGCGGCGCACGCAUCACACUACAGUUACACUAUUUGGGCAUUUCUGUUGUAUUCAUUUCAUCAUGCA
Molecule: messenger RNA, 1350 nt
Organism: Vanrija pseudolonga
Lineage: Eukaryota; Fungi; Basidiomycota; Tremellomycetes; Trichosporonales; Trichosporonaceae
Exons: 2
Coding region: 229-894 (221 amino acids)
Molecular function (GO): protein binding
Source: RefSeq, a predicted model, not a curated record